AUGCGAUUGCCAGACUCGAUACAACGCCUGCAUAUGCCCGCUUCACUAACCUCAAGACGCGCCCUGCAUACCAAGCAGCGCAGUCUACCAGCCGCCUACUACCGCGGGGGAACCUCGCGCGCCGUGUUGUUUAAACAGGAAGAUCUUCCACACGAUCGAAAAGACUGGAACUCAAUCUUCCGCGGUGUCAUCGGCAGCCCAGAUCCAUAUGGCCGGCAGCUUGACGGGCUGGGAGGCGGCAUCUCCAGCCUCUCUAAGGUGUGCGUGGUUGGCAAAUCCACCCACCGCGACGCAGAUAUCGACUACACCUUUGUGUCGCUAGGCAUCAAGAAUACAGAGGUAGACUAUUCCAGCAAUUGCGGGAACAUGAGUAGUGCCAUUGGGCCAUUUGCUAUUGAUUCGAGGCUGUUCCCCUUGGAGAGGAAUCACGGCAACGUCUCGAUUCGCAUUCACAACACCAAUACCGGGAAGAUCAUCCAUUCAUCCUUCCCUGUCGUUGAUGGUGAAGCUGCUGCAGAUGGCGACUUCUCUAUUGAUGGAGUUGCUGGCACUGCGGCGCGCGUACAGCUGGACUUUAUUAACCCCGCCGGCUCGGUUACGGGGAAACUGCUGCCCACAGGGAAUGUGACAGACACCAUCGAUGGUGUUUUAGCGACGUGCAUAGAUGCCGCGAACCCUUGCGUAUUUGUUCGCGCUGAAGAUCUCGGCCUGGAGGGCAAUUUGACACCGGACGAGAUUACCGCCCAUUCCGGUCUUCUUACACGCUUGGAUUCGAUCCGUCGCCAGGCUGGCGUCAAGAUGGGCCUUGCGCAUACCCUUGCUGCGGUCACGGGGAGCAUACCCAAGAUUGCGAUAGUUGCGGAGCCAUCUGCAACUGAUCAUCGAGAUGUAGAACCGAAGCAGACUUCUGCCGAGGUGGAUCUUCUCGCUCGUGCUCUUUCUGUGGGACAACCACACAAGGCCGUUCCCAUUACCGUUGCUCUGGCACUAGCUGCCGCUGCACGAGUCCCUGGAAGUACUGUUGCAGAGAUUGUCGCAGGGAAGGAGCCCAUUAAUGAUGCAGGCAUCACAAUUGGGCACGCAAGUGGAAAUCUUCUGGUGGGUGCCAACUUCGAAGAAAACGGCACCCUCGCCGCUGCAACAGUGUUUCGUACAGCUCGCCGACUUUUCGAGGGUCGGAUCUUCUGGAAGAGCGAAAGAUCAAAUUGA
Messenger RNA from Penicillium atrosanguineum, 1209 nucleotides. Its product is annotated as DUF453 domain protein. The transcript has a single exon. Lineage: Eukaryota; Fungi; Ascomycota; Eurotiomycetes; Eurotiales; Aspergillaceae. The record is from RefSeq and is a predicted model, not a curated record. The coding region runs from base 1 to 1209 and encodes 402 amino acids.